AUGUGUCUCAUCGGCCUCUUAAUCCCGGCAAAGCCCAAGAAGUCCAAGUCGAGGUCGAGCCGCAAGCAUAGAUCAAGAAGCAGGAGCCCCCACCGCAGGCGAUAUGAGCGGCCGCGUCACGAGCAUUCCUCUCGACACAGACACGACAACUCUCGGCACGAGUCUUCCCGGCGCGAGAGGUCAUCAACCCGGCAAGAAAAGAGGCACCCGCCGCAAGACUCGUCGCGAGACUCAGCGGCGGUGGUAGAGGAUGCCCUGGCCCGGCUCUGCCUCUCCCUAGAGCAGAGCCUCAUCGAAGAACAGCAACGAUGGCGGGCCCAGGACCGAUGGGAGAGGAGGGCCGAACUUUCUCGUUUGGACCACGCAUCCGGUGGCCGGAUUCCAGCCGAUGAAGUAGUCGGGCAACAAGCGCAAGGACAAAAACAGGAGGAAGCGCCUCCAUAUAGCCCCACAGACAAUACCAAAACCGCGCGCGUGCCUCAUCCCAUCCUAACAACCAUCACGCCCGAUCCGCAGCCUGAGCCUGAGCAAUACCAACGCGGCGUAGCUGACAGUCCGGCCUGCCGGGUUGAAAACUCAACAUCCGUUUCCUGUUGCCACAAUUGCGUGUGCGCCCGCUGCGGUUCCAACGUCACCAUGUGUGACCCGGAGGUUCCCGAGCUAGAGCAUGAUAGUCCGGCCCGAGGGGCCUUCAGCGCUAGGCACAGAGCCGGUUUGGGGGAAUGA
Dichotomopilus funicola is the source of this 726-nucleotide messenger RNA. RefSeq lists its product as uncharacterized. The record is from RefSeq and is a predicted model, not a curated record. NCBI's taxonomy places the organism in Eukaryota, Fungi, Ascomycota, Sordariomycetes, Sordariales, Chaetomiaceae. Bases 1 to 726 code for a protein of 241 amino acids. The transcript has a single exon.